AUGGUAAUUUGUCGAUAGUGACUAUCGGUGCUUCAAUGAGUUUGAGUGCAAAUAGACACGUUCAAUAAAUAUUGAAGUAUUAGUAUAUGGAUGGCAGUUCCUCAUUCAAAAUGGACAGAUACGGUGACCAUUUCGUUGAUAAUCCCAGCAAUAUUGGCAUUAACCAAAAGCUUAGAGGAGCUCUUGCCAACAAUGCUAACAACAGUUGGCAGUGAGACUUGCGCUUUACUGAUACAAAAAGUUAAAACAAAACUGUUCCCCUAUGAAACAAGGACAGAUCCUAGACUUGGAACUCUGUUAGAUGCGCGAUUUAAGAAGGAGGGCUUUCAAAGUGAUGGCAAUGUUCAACAGGCUGCAAUUAAAUUGGAGAACGAGCUGAGCGGCUUAAAAAAACUAGCACAAAAUCAACCUGAAGAUGAGGAACUGCCAGAGGAUUCACCCUUUCUAUUUAAAUUCAUGGGAAAAAAAGUUGAAGAGAAGCGGUCUAACAAUAGGGCGGACGCAAUAAUUAUGAUGAGGCAAUAUUUUGAACAGCGCAAUGCAGCUCACGAUACAGACCCGCUUCAGUUUUGGAAGAUUAAUGAAAGUCAAUUUGAUGGCCUCAGCCGUUGCGCUACCAAAUACUUAUCGAUCCCGGCAAGCUCCGUAGAAUCGGAGCGCAUAUUUAGCAAGGCGGGUGCCAUAAUAACAGACCGGCGAGCUGCAAUGAAGGAAAAAUAUGUGAACCAACUCAUAUUCCUGCAAAAAAACCAAUGGAUAAACGACGAGACUAAUUAAACUAAAGCUGUGAAAAUAACAAUUUCUUACUUAAGAAACCAUUUGGAAUGGUACAUUUUUUUAUUUCAAAACAUAUUAUGUUUGAUCAAUGAAAUAGGAUCUCUGAAAAAAUUAAUAUUUUAAGUUGCAUUACACACAUUUAAAAACUUAAGAAACCAUUUGAAAUGGUACAUUUUUUUUUAUUUUAAAACAUAUUAUGUUUGUAAAAUA
Molecule: messenger RNA, 987 nt
Organism: Drosophila willistoni
Lineage: Eukaryota; Metazoa; Arthropoda; Insecta; Diptera; Drosophilidae
Product: zinc finger BED domain-containing protein 4-like
Exons: 3
Coding region: 91-777 (228 amino acids)
Molecular function (GO): protein dimerization activity
Source: RefSeq, a predicted model, not a curated record